AUGACAACAACUGUGGAGGAAUAUGUGGAGUAUGAGUAUUAUGAGGAAGGAGAUGAGGAGGAAGGCGAGGAGAUUGAGGAGGAGUCUGACUUGCCCACCAGGAAAGUCAGGAAGAAGGUCAAGGUGGAUACCUCAAAGUUCAUGACUCCUUAUCUGGCCCACAGCCAUAAGAUGCUGGAUCAGUUCAGCCACAACAAGUACCGGCAUGCUUAUGACGUGUCCAGAGGCACACCCCCUGCCAUCACUGUUGAUACCCCUGAACUGAAUCGCAUCAGGAGGGCCCAGGACCAGCUUAGCGAGGUUAAAUACCGCAUGGAGGGAAACAAGGCUCGGACAACAAGCAUGUAUGAUGGUGAGGCUAGAGACAUCACCCAUGCCAAGCAUGUAUCUGAAUUGGUCAGCAAGGUUCUGUACAGACAGCAGUGGGAUGAGACUAAAGACCGCUACCAUCUGCCUCCUGAUUCUCCUGAGCUGGUUCAGGCUGUGAAGAAUGCUGCUAACUUCAGCAAAAAACGUUACACCGAGGACUGGGAUGAAGAGAAGGUCAUGUUCUGCCCUUACAUUGACAGCCCUGAACUGCAAAGAGUGGCCAAGGCUCAGGAGGCUCUCAGUGAUGUUCAGUACAAGAAGGGUCACAAUGAGCGUAAGGCCAAGUAUACCUCCUUGGCUGAUCCUCCUGAAGUGGAGCUGGCCAAAAAAGUGGGCCAACAGUACAGUGAUCUAAAGUACAAGGAAGACUACAACAAAACUGUGAAGGGUCAAUGGUGUGAGACGCCGUACUUUGAUGUGGCCGUUGCCAGGAUGGCGAUGGACAACCUCAGCAAAAAAAAAUACAUGCAAGAAUAUGAGGAUACAAAAGACCAAAUUUAUUUCAUGCAAACAGAAACACCUGUGUACGACACACACAAGAAAGCUGGUAUUGCUGCUAGUGAGGUCCAAUACAAGAAGGCAUAUGAGGAUACAAAGUCAGAGGCUGAAUACAACACCCUCCCUGCUACAGAGAAUCCUCUCCUCAGACAGCUCAGAUACGCUGGCUCCAUCCUCAGUGAUAAAGUAUAUAAGGCUGAAUAUGAGCAAACCAGGGGUUCCAGCAUCAACUACUGUGAGACGCCCAAGUUUCAGAUGGACUCAGUACUUAAACAGUUCAAUGAUACAAAUUACAAGAAUAAGUAUGACAAUGAGGUGAAGGGCCACUACAUUGGUAGCUAUGAAGAUCUCUAUACGCUGCACUGCCAGAAAGUUGAGGAAAUGAAGAGCGAUAAAAAUUAUAAAGCUGAUUAUGACGACAUGAAAACAAGUUGCUUCUUCCCUCAAACAAUUACGGCUGAAUAUGAAGCUACCAAGAAGCUUCAAGAGUGUAGUGAUAAAAUUUACCGGCAACAUCCAGACACAGUGAAAUUUACUCAGGUGGUGGAUUCGCCAGUUCAGGUUCAAGCUGCCAUCAACGCCCAUCAGCUAAGUGACAUGAACUACAAGGCAAAGUAUGAGGAAACAAAGUUCAAGUGCACUCUGCCCCCAGACUAUCCCUUCUUCAUGCAGUCCAGAGUUAACGCUUUUAACCUCAGUGAUAACUGUUAUAAGUAUGAUUGGGAGCAAAUUAAAGCAAAAGAGUAUGAGAUGACAGGUGAUGCCAUCCCGAUCCUCGCCGCCCGUGCUCACACAAACAUUGCCAGUGAUGUUAAAUAUAAAAAGGAAUAUGAGAUGAACAAGGGUCAAAUGGUUGGAGCCCUCAGCAUUAAUGACGAUCCCAAGAUCAUGCACUCCGUUCACGUGGCUAAAAUCCAGAGUGAUCGUGAAUAUAAAAAGGACUAUGAAAAGACAAAGACCAAGUACCAUACACCACUGGAUAUGGUGUCGGUCACCUCGGCCAAGAAGUCCCAGGAGGUUUCGAGCAUGAUUGGGUAUAGGAGCAUCGGUAACAAAUACUUCCUUCCCUAUGACAGUGUGCAGCUGAAUCAGGCUAAGAGAGCCAACAUCAUCCAGAGCGACAUUGACUACAAGUCUGACUACAACACCUACUGUAAGGGUACCCCAUGGUUCCCCUUUGGUUCCAUGGAGGUGGAAAAGGCUAAGAGAGCUGGCGAGAUCCUCGAUGAGAAAAAAUACAGACAACACCCCGACACAAUCCCCUUUACAUCUAUUGAUGACCACCCCAUCAUGCUGCAGGCCAGAGUAAACCAGCUUCAGAGGAGUGAUCGGUUCUACAAGCGUGGUCUUGAGGAGAUUCAUCACAAGUACUCUUUGCCUCCUGAUACCCCCGAGCUCCUUCAGGCCAAGUGCAAUGCCUACAACUUCAGCAAGAACUACUAUAAGCUUGCCUGGGAGGACGACAUUGCUAAAGGUUAUGACUUGAAGGCUGAUGCCAUCCCUAUCGUCGCUGCUAAAGCUGCCAGACAUGCUGCCAGUAAUGUACAGUAUAAAAAAGCUUAUGAGAAGGACAAAGGCCAUCAUGUUGGUUUCCGCAGCCUCCAGGACGAUCCUCUGCUGGUUCACUACAUGCAUGUCGCUAGGAUUCAGAGUGACAGGAACUAUAAGAAGGACUACCACCAGGCCAAAGUGAAGUUCCACUCCCCAGUGGACAUGUUGAGUGUGGCUCACGCCAAACAUGCCUCAGCAGUGCAGACCUACAUUGGCUAUAGGCAGUACCUCCAUGAUUACCGUCUUCUGCCUGAUGCUGUGGGUUUGGAACUUGCUCGCAAUAUGAACUACAAUUCCAGUGACCGCAAUUAUAAAAUGGAUUAUGACACAUGCAUUAAGGGAAUUGGCUGGGUUCCCAUUGGUUCCCUGGAUGUGGAAAAAGCCAAGGCAGCAGCUGCAGCUCUAGAUGAGAAAACGUACCGCCAGCAUCCUGACACCUUUAAAUUCACCAGUAUCCCUGACUCCAUGAGCAUGGAGCUGGCCAAGGCCAAUGCCAAGAUUAUGAAUGUGAAAGAGUACAAGGCCAGUGGAGAGAAAUUCAAGCACACUUACCAUCUCCCUCCUGAUACCCCUGAACUGAUGCAAGCCAGAUACAAUGCUGCCAACAUCAGCCAGAAUUACUACACCUAUGCUCAUCGUCAAGAUAUUCUCAAAGGACAUCAUGUGAAGGAAGAUGCUAUUCCUGUUGUUGCUGCAAGAACUUCAAGAGACAUUGCCAGUAUGUACAAGUACAAACUGGCUUACGAGAAGGCCAAAGGCCAUCAUGUUGGCUUCCGCAGCCUCCAGGACGAUCCUCUGUUGGUUCACUACAUGCAAGUAGCCAGAAUGCAGAGUGACAGGAACUACAAGCAGGACUACCACCAGGCCAAACUGAAGUAUCACUCCCCAGUGGACAUGAUGAGUGUGGUCCAAGCCAAGAAGGCCUCUGCUGCUCAGACUAUGAUUGGAUACAAGAAUAUUCCUCACAGCUUCUUGCUUCUGCCUGACAAUCUGCACCUGCAGCGGUGUCGCAGCAUGAUGGAGAUUCAGAGUGAUAAUCUCUACAAGUCAGACUACACCAAUUACUAUAAAGGGUCAGGAUGGCUCCCUAUUGGUUCUCUGGAUGUUGAGAAGGCCAAAGCUGCUAAAGCUGCCCUGGAUGAAAGAGGCUACCGCCAGCAUCCCAGUACUUUUAAAUUUACAAGCAAGGCCGAUGCCAUGAACACAGCUCUUGCUCUGGCCAACACAAAGCUGCUGGACAAAGCUACAUACAGAGCUUCUGGUGAGGAGUUCAUGCACUCCUAUCAUCUGCCCCCCGACAUCCCUCAGUUGCUCCAGGCUAAAUUCAAUGCCCAGACCCUUAGUGAGAGUCACUACAAGCACCAGUGGCUGGAAGAUAUUGCAAAGGGAUAUGACAUGAAGCCUGAUGCUAUUCCUAUCGUGCAUGCCAAGCACGGCAGACAUAUUGCCAGCAAUGUCCAAUACAAGAAAGAGUUUGAGAAGGCCAGAGGCCACCAUGUUGGCUUCCGCAGCCUCCAGGAUGAUCCUCUGUUGGUUCACUACAUGCAUGUAGCAAAAAUCCAGAGUGACAGGAACUACAAGAAGGACUACCACCAGUCCAAACUGAAGUAUCACACCCCAGUGGACAUGAUGAGUGUGGUCCAAGCCAAGAAGGCCUCUGCUGCUCAGACUAUGACUGGAUAUAGACAGAUCCAGCACAGUUACGUUCUUCUCCCUGAUGCCAUGAACCUAGUGUUGGCUCGCAAUGCGAGUGCCCGUUCAAGUGAUCUGGACUACAAAUCUGAAUGGAAUAACUACAUCAAAGGUAUUGGAUGGAUGCCUAUUGGCUCACUUGCAGUUGAGACUGCUAAAGUUGGUGGUCAGAUUCUGAGUGACAAUAAUUACCGCACUCAUCCAUCCAACUUCAAGUUCAGUAAGCUGAUGGACUCCAUGGACAUAGCUCUAUCUACUGCCAACAACCAGAUCAUGGACAAGAAAGCAUACACUGCAGCAUGGGAGGCAGACAAACUGAAAGUCCACAUCAUGCCAGAUUCUCCUGAGAUUCUCCUGGCCAAGGCUAAUGCUCUCACAAUGAGUACCAUUACUAAACUUUACAAAUCUGGUCUUGUGGAGAUGGCCAAUAAAGGCUACAACCUCAAAGCAGAUGCCAUACCCAUUGUGGCUGCCAAGGCUGGUACUACCAUUGCCAGUAAUUACAAGUACAAACUGGCUUAUGAGAAGGCCAGAGGCCACCAUGUUGGCUUCCGCAGCCUCCAGGAUGAUCCUUUGCUGGUUCACUACAUGCAAGUAGCCAGAAUCCAGAGUGACAGGAACUACAAGAAGGACUACCACGAGUCCAAACUGAAGUAUCACUCUCCUGUGGACAUGAUGAGUGUGGUCCAAGCCAAGAAGACCUCUGCUGCUCAAACUAUGAUUGGAUACAGGCAGUUUAAUCCCCACUACACUGUGCUGCCUGAUGCCAUGAACCUGCAGCUGGCUCGUAACAUGCACUUCAUUGCCAGUGAUAAUCAGUACAAGAGUGAGUAUGAAAGCUUCAUGAAAGGAAUAGGAUGGAUUCCUAUCGGAUCGCUGGAUGUUGAGAAAGCAAAAACAGCUGGUCAGAUCUUCAGCGAGAAACAAUACCGUCAACAUCCUAGCAACUUCAAAUUCACCAAGGAUAUGCAUUCCAUGGAUCUGGCACUGGCCACGGUGAACAACCAGAUUAUGGAUAUGCAGGCUAAAGCAUACACGGCAGCUUGGGAGACAGACAAACUGAAAGUCCACAUCAUGCCAGAUUCUCCUGAGAUUCUCCUGGCCAAGGCUAAUGCUCUCACAAUGAGUAAUAAACUUUACAAAUCUGGUGUUGUGGAGAUGGCAAAUAAGGGCUACAACCUAAAAGCAGAUGCCAUCCCAAUUGUGGCUGCCAAGGCUGGUACCACUAUUGCCAGUAAUUAUAAGUACAAGCUGGCAUAUGAAAAGGCCAGAGGCCACCAUGUUGGCUUCCGCAGCUUCCAGGAUGAUCCUUUGCUGGUUCACUACAUGCAAGUAGCCAGAAUGCAGAGUGACAGGAACUACAAGAAGGACUACCACGAGUCCAAACUGAAGUAUCACUCUCCUGUGGACAUGAUGAGUGUGGUCCAAGCCAAGAAGACCUCUGCUGCUCAAACUAUGAUUGGAUACAGGCAGUUUAAUCCCCACUACACUGUGCUGCCUGAUGCCAUGAACCUGCAGCUGGCUCGUAACAUGCACUUCAUUGCCAGUGAUAAUCAGUACAAGAGUGAGUAUGAAAGCUUCAUGAAAGGAAUAGGAUGGAUUCCUAUCGGAUCGCUGGAUGUUGAGAAAGCAAAAACAGCUGGUCAGAUCUUCAGCGAGAAACAAUACCGUCAACAUCCUAGCAACUUCAAAUUCACCAAGGAUAUGCAUUCCAUGGAUCUGGCACUGGCCACUGUGAACAACCAGAUUAUGGAUAAGAAAUCUUACAUCAAAGCCUGGGAGGAUGACAAGACUUUGACCCAUAUCAUGCCUGAUGCAAUGGACAUUGUUCUAGCCAGAGGAAACAGGAAAAACUACAGUGAGAAACUGUACAAAUUGGACAAUGAACUCUCCAAGAAGAAGGGCCAUAAUCUUCGUGAAGAUGCCAUUCCAGUACAGGCUGCUAAAGCCUCUACUGCUAUUGCUAGUGAUUACAAGUACAAGACAGGAUACCGUAAGCAGGUUGGCCACCACAUUGGUGCUCGCAGUAUCAAGGACGAUCCUCUGCUCAUGCUGGCUCUGAACUCAGCCAAGAUUGCUAGUGAUGUUUUGUACAAGAAGGACUUCAACCAGUCCAAGACCAGGUUCCACCUGCCAGUGGACAUGCUGAGUAUUGAACAUGCCAAGAAAUGCCAGGUCCAAGUCAAUGAUUUCAACUACAGAACUCAUCUGCACCAGUGGACCUGUCUACCAGACUCCAGUGAUGUGGUCCAAGCCAGACAUGCUUAUGACCUACAGAGUGACAUUGUUUACAAGGAAGAUCUGAAGCUAUUCCAGGGUAUUGGAUGGGUGCCUAUAGGUUCACUGGAUGUCGAGAAGGUGAAGAAAGCUGGUGAGGCCCUGAGUGAGAGAAAGUAUCGUCAGCACCCAAGCAACUACAAGUUCAAACUCUCUACUGAAGACAUGCCCAUGGUACUCGCUAAGACCAACGCUCAUGUUAUGAACAAGAUUGUUUACAAGGAAGAUCUGAAGCUAUUCCAGGGUAUUGGAUGGGUGCCUAUAGGUUCACUGGAUGUCGAGAAGGUGAAGAAAGCUGGUGAGGCCCUGAGUGAGAGAAAGUAUCGUCAGCACCCAAGCAACUACAAGUUCAAACUCUCUACUGAAGACAUGCCCAUGGUACUCGCUAAGACCAACGCUCAUGUUAUGAACAAGAGAGCCUACAUUAAAGACUGGGAGAAAGACAAGACAAACGUCCAUGUUAUGCCUGAUGCCAUGGAUAUUCUACUGGCCAAAGCAAACAGAGUCAACUACAGUGUGAAAACAUACAAGCAAGCACAUGAAGAGUCCAAGAAGAAAGGAUACGACAUGCGUAAUGAUGCAAUUCCUAUUAUUGCAGCGAAGGCUUCCAGGGAUAUUGCCAGCGAUUACAAGUACAAGGCAGGAUACCGUAUGCAAGUUGGUCACCACAUUGGUGCCCGCAGUAUCAAGGACGACCCUCUGCUCAUGCUGGCUCUGAAUUCAGCCAAGAUUGCCAGUGAUGUUUUGUACAAGAAGGACUUCAACCAGUCCAAGACCAGGUUCAACCUGCCAGUGGACAUGCUGAGUAUUGAACAUGCCAAGAAAUGCCAGGUCCAAGUCAAUGAUUUCAACUACAGAACUCAUCUGCACCAGUGGACCUGUCUGCCAGACUCCAAUGAUGUGGUUCAGGCCAAGAAAGCCUAUGAUCUUCAGAGUGAUAAUGUUUACAAGGAGGAUCUGAAGCUGUUGCAGGGUAUUGGAUGGGUGCCUAUAGGUUCACUGGAUGUCGAGAAGGUGAAGAAAGCUGGUGAGGUCCUGAGUGAGAGGAACUAUCGUCAGCACCCAAGCAAGUACAAGUUCAAACUCACUACUGAAGACAUGCCCAUGGUGUUGGCUAAGACCAAUGCUCAUGCUAUGAAUAAGAGAGCAUAUAUCGAAGCCUGGGAGAAUGCGAAGACGAACACCCACAUUAUGCCUGAUGCUAUGGAUGUUCUUCUGGCCAAAGCAAACAAUGUCAACUACAGUUUGAAACGAUACAAACAGGCACAUGAAGAUUCCAAGAAGGAGGGCUAUGAUAUGCGUAAUGAUGCCAUUCCCAUCAUCGCAGCCAAGGCUUCCAGGGACAUUGCCAGCGAUUACAAGUACAAGGCAGGAUACCGUAUGCAAGUUGGUCACCACAUUGGUGCUCGCAGCAUUCAUGACGACCCUCUGCUCAUGCUGGCUCUGAACUCAGCCAAGAUUGCUAGUGAUGUUUUGUACAAGAAGGACUUCAACCAGUCCAAGACCAGGUUCCACCUGCCAGUGGACAUGCUGAGUAUUGAACAUGCCAAGAAAUGCCAGGUCCAAGUCAAUGAUUUCAACUACAGAACUUAUCUGCACCAGUGGACCUGUCUGCCAGACUCCAAUGAUGUGGUCCAGGCCAGGAAAGCCUAUGAUCUGAGUUAAACUCUGUGCUACUGCGCUUCACAGAAUGUCUACAAAUCAGACCUGAAGUGGCUCCAGGGCAUAGGCUGGGUCCCUUCUGGUUCACUUGAUGUGGAGAAAGCCAAGAGGGCUGCAGAGAUCCUGAGUGAGAGGAAGUACCGCCAGCACCCCAGUACUGUUCCUUUCACCAGCCCCUUAGAUGCCAUGAACCUUGUACUGGCAAAGAAUAAUGCCUUGACCAUAAACAAGCGUCACUACAUUGAUAAUUGGGAGAAUGCAAAGACCCAGGUGCACAUUAUGCCUGACACUCCUGAGAUCCUCCUCUCCCUGCAGAAUUCUGCCAACAUAAGCAGGAGAGCCUACAUUAAAGACUGGGAGAAAGACAAGACAAACGUCCAUGUUAUGCCUGAUGCCAUGGAUAUUCUACUGGCCAAAGCAAACAGAGUCAACUACAGUGUGAAAACAUACAAGCAAGCACAUGAAGAGUCCAAGAAGAAAGGAUACGACAUGCGUAAUGAUGCAAUUCCUAUUAUUGCAGCGAAGGCUUCCAGGGAUAUUGCCAGCGAUUACAAGUACAAGGCAGGAUACCGUAUGCAAGUUGGUCACCACAUUGGUGCCCGCAGUAUCAAGGACGACCCUCUGCUCAUGCUGGCUCUGAAUUCAGCCAAGAUUGCCAGUGAUGUUUUGUACAAGAAGGACUUCAACCAGUCCAAGACCAGGUUCCACCUGCCAGUGGACAUGCUGAGUAUUGAACAUGCCAAGAAAUGCCAGGUCCAAGUCAAUGAUUUCAACUACAGAACUCAUCUGCACCAGUGGACCUGUCUGCCAGACUCCAACGAUGUGGUUCAGGCCAGGAAAGCCUACAAUCUUCAGAGUGAUCUUGUAUACAAAGCUGACUUGGAUGAGGUUGUAGGUGUAGGAUGGGUCACCAUUGGUUCACUGGAUGUACUGAAGGCCAAGAAUGCUGCAAACAUUCUCAACGACCGUCUCUACAGGCAGAAACCAGACACACUGAAAUAUAAGACUGACAUGACUUCCAUGCCCAUGGUCCUAGCCAAAACAAAUGCUGAUAUAAUGAACAAGAGAAACUACAUUGCUGCUUGGGAAGCUGAAAAGGUUAAUACUCAUGUAAUGCCUGACACACCUGAGAUGCUGCUUUCCAAAGCAAAUGCUUACAACAUCAGCAGGAAAAUAUAUAGGGAAGGUGUUGAGGAGAUGUUCAGAAAGGGUUACGACCUUAAGGCAGAUGCUGUCUCUGUUGUUGCUGCCAAACAUUCAAGAGACAUCAUCAGUGAUUACAAAUACAAAACAGGAUACCGUAUGCAAGUUGGUCACCAUAAUGUCUACAAAUCAGACCUGAAGUGGCUCCAGGGCAUAGGCUGGGUCCCUUCUGGUUCACUUGAUGUGGAGAAAGCCAAGAGGGCUGCAGAGAUCCUGAGUGAGAGGAAGUACCGCCAGCACCCCAGUACUGUUCCUUUCACCAGCCCCUUAGAUGCCAUGAACCUUGUACUGGCAAAGAAUAAUGCCUUGACCAUAAACAAGCGUCACUACAUUGAUGCUUGGGAGAAUGCAAAGACCCAGGUGCACAUUAUGCCUGACACUCCUGAGAUCCUCCUCUCCCUGCAGAAUUCUGCCAACAUAAGCAGGAGAGCCUACAUUAAAGACUGGGAGAAAGACAAGACAAACGUCCAUGUUAUGCCUGAUGCCAUGGAUAUUCUACUGGCCAAAGCAAACAGAGUCAACUACAGUGUGAAAACAUACAAGCAAGCACAUGAAGAGUCCAAGAAGAAAGGAUACGACAUGCGUAAUGAUGCAAUUCCUAUUAUUGCAGCGAAGGCUUCCAGGGAUAUUGCCAGCGAUUACAAGUACAAGGCAGGAUACCGUAUGCAAGUUGGUCACCACAUUGGUGCCCGCAGUAUCAAGGACGACCCUCUGCUCAUGCUGGCUCUGAAUUCAGCCAAGAUUGCCAGUGAUGUUUUGUACAAGAAGGACUUCAACCAGUCCAAGACCAGGUUCCACCUGCCAGUGGACAUGCUGAGUAUUGAACAUGCCAAGAAAUGCCAGGUCCAAGUCAAUGAUUUCAACUACAGAACUCAUCUGCACCAGUGGACCUGUCUACCAGACUCCAACGAUGUGGUUCAGGCCAGGAAAGCCUACAAUCUUCAGAGUGAUCUUGUAUACAAAGCUGACUUGGAUGAGGUUGUAGGUGUAGGAUGGGUCACCAUUGGUUCACUGGAUGUACUGAAGGCCAAGAAUGCUGCAAACAUUCUCAACGACCGUCUCUACAGGCAGAAACCAGACACACUGAAAUAUAAGACUGACAUGACUUCCAUGCCCAUGGUCCUAGCCAAAACAAAUGCUGAUAUAAUGAACAAGAGAAACUACAUUGCUGCUUGGGAAGCUGAAAAGGUUAAUACUCAUGUAAUGCCUGACACACCUGAGAUGCUGCUUUCCAAAGCAAAUGCUUACAACAUCAGCAGGAAAAUAUAUAGGGAAGGUGUUGAGGAGAUGUUCAGAAAGGGUUACGACCUUAAGGCAGAUGCUGUCUCUGUUGUUGCUGCCAAACAUUCAAGAGACAUCAUCAGUGAUUACAAAUACAAAACAGGAUACCGUAUGCAAGUUGGUCACCACAUUGGGGCCCGUACUAUCCAUGACGAUCCUCUGAUCAUGUUGGCACUAAACUCAGUCAAGAUUGCUAGUGAUGUUUUGUACAAGAAGGACUUCAACCAGUCCAAAACCAGGUUCCACCUGCCAGUGGACAUGCUGAGUAUUGAACAUGCCAAGAAAUGCCAGGUCCAAGUCAAUGAUUUCAACUACAGAACUUAUCUGCACCAGUGGACCUGUCUACCAGACUCCAAUGAUGUGGUCCAGGCCAGGAAAGCCUAUGAUCUGCAGAGUGACGCUGUGUACAAGACUGACAUGGAAUGGAUCAAGGGUACAGGUUGGGUACCAAUUGGUUCACCUGAUGUGGAGAAAGCCAAGAAAGCAGCAGAGAUCCUGAGCGAGAGAAAGUACCGUCAGCCUCCAAGCAACUUCACGUUCACUGCCAAGACAAGCGACAUGCCAUUCGCCCUUGCUCAGGCCAAUGCCCAGAUCAUGGACAAGAAAGCAUAUAUUUCUGCCUGGGAGAAGGAUAAGACCAACAUUCACAUCAUGCCUGACACGCCAGAGAUUCUUCUGGCCCAACAGAAUAAACUCAACACCAGCCUGAAACAUUAUCGUGAAGGCUAUGUGGAAAGCCUCAACAAAGGCUACACCCUCCCCAAAGAUGCCAUUUCUGUUUUAUCAGCCAAGGCCUCCCGAGAGAUAAUCAGUGAUUACAAAUACAAGGCUGGUUUCCGCAGUCAGUGUGGCCGUCAUAUUGGUCCCCGCAGUGUUAAAGAUGAUCCACUGAUUAUGUUGGCUGCUCAUGUAGCUCUGAUCACCAGUGACAACGUCUAUAAGAAGGACUUCAACCAGUCCAAGACCAGGUUCCACCUGCCAGUGGACAUGCUGAGUAUUGAACAUGCCAAGAAAUGCCAGGUCCAAGUCAAUGAUUUCAACUACAGAACUCAUCUGCACCAGUGGACCUGUCUGCCAGACUCCAACGAUGUGGUCCAGGCUAGAAAAGUCUACGACUUGAACAGUGAUGCUGUCUACAGAUCUGAUCUGGAGUGGCUGAGAGGAUGUGGCUGGUCACCUCAUGACUCUUUACAUGUCAUCAAAGCCAGAAAUGCCCAGAAUAUUCUCAAUGAUAGGCUCUACCGCCAGCACCCAAGCACUGUCCCGUUCACCAGCAUUGUCGACCUCCCAUCUAUUGUCUUGUCCAAGCAAAAUUCUGACAAUCUCAGUGAUAGAAAAUAUACAGAACUCUGGGAUAAAGAGAAGCUCAUCAUUCACAUGCUUCCUGACACCCCCCUCUUUGAAUUGUCUAAGACCAAUUCUAUCAACAUCAGUGGUAAACUGUACACAAAGGCAUGGGACGAACACAAGGCCAGAGGCUACCAUAUCAAGGCGGAUACUAUUGCUGUGCAGAAUGCUAAAGCUUCCAGAGAUAUAAUUAGUGAUUACAAGUAUAAGACAGGAUACCGUAUGCAGGUCGGCCACCACAUCGGUGCUCGCAGCAUUCAUGACGACCCACUGAUUAUGCUGGCUCUGAACACAGCCAAGAUUGCCAGUGAUGUUCUGUACAAGAAGGACUUCAACCAGUCCAAGACCAGGUUCCACCUGCCAGUGGACAUGCUGAGUAUUGAACAUGCCAAGAAAUGCCAGGUCCAAGUCAAUGAUUUCAACUACAGAACUCAUCUGCACCAGUGGACUUGUCUGCCAGACUCCAAUGAUGUGGUUCAGGCCAAGAAAGCCUAUGAUCUUCAGAGUGAUGCUGUAUACAAGUCUGACUUGGAGUGGUUACGUGGAUGUGGAUGGAUGCCAGACCAGAGUGUGCAUGUUUUAAAGGCUAAGAAUGCACAGAAGAUCCUGGCUGAUAGAGGCUACCGUGUCAAACUGGAUGAGCAGAAUUAUACAGUUAAGACCGACAGAGUUGACUUUGUUGGUGCCAAGAAUGCAACGGAUGUCCUCAAUGAGGUCAAAUAUCGUGAAGCCUGGCACCAUGACAAGAUCAAGUACACACUGGUGGACACUCCAACUCUUGCCACAGCUAGAGAGGUGGCUAAGCUCAUUCACCCGAAACUAUACACCAAAGUGUGGGAUAUGGUCAAAGCCACGGGCUACUACAUGCCAGGAGAUGCUGUACCAAUCAAGCAGUGCAUCGUUAAUACAAAAGCGCAGAGUCGACACAAUUACCUUGAGGGAUACCGUAGGCAGGUCGGCCACCACAUCGGUGCUCGCAGCAUUCAUGACGACCCACUGAUCAUGCUGGCUCUGAACACAGCCAAGAUUGCCAGUGAUGUUCUGUACAAGAAGGACUUCAACCAGUCCAAGACCAGGUUCCACCUGCCAGUGGACAUGCUGAGUAUUGAACAUGCCAAGAAAUGCCAGGUCCAAGUCAAUGAUUUCAACUACAGAACUCAUCUGCACCAGUGGACUUGUCUGCCAGACUCCAACGAUGUGGUCCAGGCCAGGAUAUUAUAUGAUCUCCAAAGUGAUAAAGUCUAUAAGACUGAUCUGGAUUGGCUUCGUGGCUGCGGCUGGAUGGCAGGUGACUCUGUUCACCAUGUCAAGGUCAAGAAGGCCCAGGAGAUUCUCAGUGAUAGACUCUACAAGCAGAAUGCCAUAGAAGGCUUUGGACAUUACACCCACGUUGUCGACCGCCCUGAGCUCAUCUUGGCAAAAAUAAAUUCUGCCAACCUCAGUGAUCUGAAGUACAAAGAGACCUUCAAUUUGGAGAGGGGGCAUUACAUUGGUUCAAAAGACACUCCUCAGCUGGCCCAUAGCAGGGAGAUGUCUAAGAACAUCAGUGAGAAACUCUACAAACUGCAGUGGGAUGGGUUUAAGGCCAUAGGCUACCAGCUGGACAAUGAAUACAUCCCACUGGUCAGUGGUAAGAAGGGAAGAGCAAUCGCUAGUGAUGUCUUGUACAAAGAAGGCCAUGAGAAGGCCAAGGGUCAUUACAUGGCUGGGACCCUGAUGGACUUCCCUGCUGCGGUGCACUGUGGAAAUCAGGAGAAGCACAAGGGACUGAGGCUCUACCAUAAGGACUACCAUGAUAGCAAGGCCAACAUCCACAUCCCGCCCGACAUCAUCCCUAACCGAGUAGCUAAGCGGUGCCAGGACAUGCUGAGUGACAUCAUCUACCGUACCUACCUGCACGAGUGGACUUGCCUUCCUGAACAGGAAGAUACCGUUCGUGCCCGCAAGAACAACGUGAUUCUCAGUGAUUGGUUCUACAAGGAGGACCUGAACUGGAUGAAGGGGUCUGGUUGCUAUGCAUGGGACACACCAGAAAUCCUACGUGCCAAGAAGUCGUACGCGCUGCAGAGUGAAAUUAAAUACCGAGAGGAUGCCAAGAAAGAAUUCAACAAUUACUCCAUUGUGACAGACACCCCGGUGUAUGUGACUGCUGUUCUGGGUAACCACUGGGCCAGUGAGGUCAACUAUAAGGAGGCUUAUCAGAAGGAGAAGCACAUCUAUACCACUGUUCUGGAUACCCACGACUAUACCAGAUGCCAAAACUUCAAAUUAAUCUUCAGCAAAAAAAACUACACUGAUGUCUGGGACAAAAUCAAAGCCACGAGUUACAAGAUUCCACAUGACUCACAAGCUUUGCGACAUGCCAAAACCCAAAAGAUCCUUCUUAGCCACGUGAAGUACAAGGAGGACUAUGAGAAGUUUAAAUCUCUCUACAGUCUGCCCAAGUCUCUUGAGGAAGAUCCUCCUACUGCUCACUGUAUCAAAGCUGGAAAACUGGUCCUAGACCGUUUGUACAAGGAGGACUAUGAGAAGAACAAGGCCAACAACCAUGUUCCACCAGACAUGCUGGAGAUCCUGACUGCCCAUAACACUCAGAACAAAGUCAGUGAGAUCGGCUACCGCAAGUAUCUACAUGAGUGGAUUUGCCGGCCUGACAUGCAGGUGUAUGUCGAGGCACGCAAAGUCAACAAGCAGCUCAGUGAUUUCUUCUACAAGGAUGAUCUGAACUAUCUGAAGGGUAUUGGCUGCUUUGCCUGGGACACCCCAGAGAUCCUUCGUGUCAAGCGUGCUGGUGAUCUUCAGAGUGAGAAUAAGUACAGAGCCAAAGGUAUUGAGGGUUUCCAGGACUAUUCGGUAGUGAUGGACACUCCACUGUACCAGACAGCCAAGCAGAGCUCUGAGCACCUGAGCGAUGUGCACUACCACUAUGAUUACAAUGCAAACAUCAAGGGCACCAACACUGCUCCUGCUGUUACCGUGGAAACAGAAAGGGCACGCCAGGCUAACUACAUUCAGAGUGAUAACUGGUACAAAGAGGCCAAUAAGCACUCCAUGCCCACUGGUUACACCCUGCCCUAUGACAUCCCGCCCAUCAAGCAGGCCAAGCUGAACAGCAUUAUCUCUAGCUAUGUGAAGUACAAGGAGGUCUAUGAGAUGAUGAAGGCCAAGGGAUACAUGAUUCAUCCAGAAAGUGUCGGGUUCGUCGCUGUAAGGAAAGCCAACAAGGUCAUCAAUGAGCGCCUGUAUCGUGAGGACUACCACAAGCACAAGGACAAGAUCCACACAACCUACGACACCCCCAGUAUCAGACUAGUCAAGAAGAACCAGGACCACAUCAGUGACUUGUGGUACAAAGAGAAAUAUUUCAACAGCAGAGGCCAGAUGAUCUCUUUGCCUGUUACACCUGAGCUGAUACACUACGCCCAUGUCAAUGAGAUCAACAGCGAGCUGAAAUACAAAGAAGAUCUGAAGUGGCUGAGAGGCAUCGGCUGCCACCUGUAUAACAAUCCAGAGAUGGUCCGUAUCCGUAAAAUCACCAACUUCAGGUUGAACUAUCCUGUGGAUGCCAAGAAGAACCUUGACAGCUACCACGUGGUCUUGGACACACCAGAGUACAAGCGUGUGUCUGAGCUGAAGACCCACCUAAGCAGCCUGAUCUACAAAGCCCAGAGCAAGGCGGAGAUGCCUAAGGUCACCACAACUCCAGACUCUGUGGAUUUCAAGAGAGCCAAAUGGGCCCAGCUACUGACUAACCAUUACCUGUACACAGAUCUGGCUGCUAAGCAGAGACCUCAUUACACUCUAGAAGUUGAAACUCCACACAUGGGCCAUUCUAGAAAAAUGAAGGUGGUCUACAGUGAGAACAAGUACAAAGAACAAUAUGAGAAGUUCAAGCACAAGCACACUUCCAUUGCUGACACACCUCUCCUGAUCCGUGCCAAGAAAGCCUACCUUCAGUCCAGUGAUCUGCGUUACAAAGAGAUUUUUGAGCUCGCCAAGGGCCACUACCACACUAUCAAGGACGCUCUGAAUAUCGUCUACCACCGCAGGGUCACUGAUGACGUCAGUCAGGUUAAAUACAGGCACAAGUACAUUAGUUCUCUGGGAACAUGGAGGUCCAUCCCCGACCGUCCUGAGUUAUCCUUCAACAAAAUUGUCAAUAAAAAUGCCAGUACUGUCAAGUACAAGGAGGACCUAGAAUGGCUGAGGGGUAUUGGCUGCUUUGUGUGGGACACACCUGAUAUUAAGCUGGCUGAGAAGAACACGGCGUUGUACAGUAAGAAACUGUACAAGUCUUUCUAUGAAAAGAACAGGCACAAUUUCAAGUACACCAGCGACACCCCAUUCUUCCACACUGCCAAGCAUGCCACCGCUCUCACUGACAAUAAAGCUUACAGAGCUCGUUAUGAGAAGUCCAAGGAUAAGUACACCUUAAAUACAGAGGAACCUAGAUACCAGCUGGCCAGGCAUGUCGGCAAGAUGAGCCAGGUAAAGUAUAAAUUCAAAGCAAAGGAUCUGCUAAAGAGAGGCUGCAAUGAGCUACAACGCCCUGACAUUCUCACAGCUCUUUACCAGUCCUUUAUUGGCAGUCAGUGGAGGUACAGGCAGAAGUAUGAACGUGCCAAGGACAAGAUUGCCACUGUCCUGGAGACUCCUUACUAUGAGGCCCACAAACGCAGCCUGAAGAUAAGAGAUAUCCUCUACAAGAUGGAGUACCACAAGAACAAGGCUAAGGGUUACACCUUGCCCUUUGACACUCCACACCAAAAGCACAUGUUGAAGGUCAAGGAUUUCCCCAGCAUUCUGAAGUACAGAGAGCUGUACGAGAAGAACAAGGCCCACAUCAACAUGGACCUUGAGGCUUGUUCAAUUCAAGUUGCCAAGGAUGCCUACAAGAAAAUCAGCAAUCUGGAUUACAAGAGAAAGUAUGAAGCGACCAAGUUCAAAUGGAGCUGGAUAGCAGACAGACCUGACAUUCUCAACGCUAUCAAUAACACCUCGCAGCUGAGCGAUUUUGAGUACAAGUUUGACCGAGAGAUGCUGAAGGGCUGUGUGACGCCUAUAGUUGAUGACAAGCUAACUGUCCUGUGCUUAAACAAUAAUAUAAUGGCCAGUUCUCUAAAAUACAAAGAGAAGUAUGAAAAGGCAAGGGGCCACUACAUAGCCGUCGCAGACACUCCUCAGAUCCUCCAUGCCCAGGCUGUGCGAACUCUGUCGUCUGUGAACACAUACAAGGAGGCCAAUAAGAAGAUCAUACAUUCUGGCAAAUUCACCACCCUGCCUGUGACCCGCGACACUGCCCACAGCAGGGAGGUCAACAAGCUCGUCAGCAAGAACGUGUAUAAAGAAAAGUUUGAGAAGGAGAAGGGCAAAUCAGAGUAUAACCAUAUGAUUGAACCACCUGAUGUUCAACAUGCCAUGGACGUGGCCAAGAAGCAGAGCAGUAUUAUCUACAAGAAGGAUGCUAAAGCCAACCAGAAUUACACUUCUGUUGUUGACCGUCCUGACAUAAAGAAAGCGACCCAUGCCGCCAAACUUAUCAGUCAGAUCGGCUACCGUGACAAGGCCCGUGAGGAGGCAAGCCGCGGAGGUUCUCUGACCUUCCGCCCAGACAUCGACCUGGCCACUAGAGUGGCCAAGCUGAACAGCCAGUUGAAGUACAAGGAGAAGUUUGACAAGGAGCUGAAAGGAAAGAGACCAAUAUAUGACCUGAAGGAGGCCAAGAUCUACAAGAUUAUGAAGGAUGCCAAUGACCUGGCUAGUGAGGUGAAGUAUAAGGGCGACCUGAAGAAGAUGCACAAACCUGUGACCGACAUGUCCGAGUCUCUGAACAUGCAGCACAUCCUGGGCACCAGCAGACUGUCCAGUGACAUCAAAUACAAGGAGAAGUAUGAGAAGGAGAGGGGCAAGGCCAUGCUGGACUUUGAGACUCCGACAUAUGUGACUGCUAAGGAGGCUCAGCUCAUGCAAAGCCAGAAAGACUAUAAGAAGGACUUUGAAGAGCACAUGAGGGGCAAGAACCUCUCAGGCUUGGAGGUCACCCCUGCCAUGAUACAUGUCAAACACGCCACCCAAAUAGCCAGUGAGAAAGAGUACAGGAGGGAUCUAGAAGAAGGAGUGAAGGGUAAAGGGCUAAGUGCACUGGAGGAAACUCCGGAGCGCUUGAGAGCAAGGAAUGCUACUCACAUCCUGUGUGAGAAAGAGUACAGGAAGGCACUGGAGGAGGAGAUCAAGGGCAGAGGAAUGUUGGCUUUGGCUACAGACACCCCAGACUUUGCAAGGGCCAAGAAUGCUACCGACAUCCUUAGUCAGAUAAAGUACAAGCAGACCGCUGAGAUGGACAGGGCCUGCUACACGUCUGUUGUCGACACCCCAGACAUCAUCCACGCUCAGCAAAUGAAGACAAUGAUCAGCCAGAAAAAGUACAAAGAGGACGCUGAAAAGACCAUGAGUCACUAUGUGUCCGUCUUGGACACUCCAGAGAUGCUGAGAGUUCGUGAGAACCAGAGGAACUUCAGCACUCUUCAAUACCAGAUUGACCUUAAAAACAUAAAGGGCAAAGUGUCUUCUGUACAGGACACUCCUGAAAUGCUCCGUGUUAAAGAGAAUACAAAGAAUUUCAGCUUGAUUCAGUAUAAAGACGAUUUGGAAGGAGGAACAGCUUUACCCGAGACCCCUGAGAUGGAGAGAGUUAAACGCAACCAGCAGAACAUUAGCAUGAUACAGUACAAGGAUUCUAUGGGUCAAGGCCCAGCCAUACCAGAUCCUCCUGAGGUGAAGCGGGUCCGAGAUACCCAGAAGAAUAUCAGCUUGGUAGAGGAACAGACUUGCAGUGUCCCUUAUUUUAUUACUUUGUAUUCAUUCCUCAGGAUGCCCUGUGACCUCUCCCACCUCUCCCAACAUCUAGAAAACUUUACAUUCUGUGUUUUUACUACCAGUUUUCCCUCCUCCAUCCUAAUAAGUUUCAUAAGUCACUCCUUUUUAGUUGAUGACUUGAUAGCCUUUGAGAGCUCUGUCAUGAUAAUCCCCCUGCAUCUAAACCAAAUGAAGUAUCAUCCAUCUGUUAUUCUGAAGUUAAUGAUAUGGAAUGGAUGGAUUUGUCUGUGUGUACAGUACAUACUGUGUUUUGUUGGUCUCUGUCUGACUCUGUACCUGUGUAACCUAUGUAAUGGGCAGAUACAGUACAAGGAUUCUAUGGGUCAAGGCACAGCCAUACCAGAUCCUCCUGAGGUGAAGCGGGUCCGAGAUACCCAGAAGAAUAUCAGCUUGGUAGAGGAACAGACUUGCAGUGUCCCUUAUUUUAUUACUUUGUAUUCAUUCCUCAGGAUGCCCUGUGACCUCUCCCACCUCUCCCAACAUCUAGAAAACUUUACAUUCUGUGUUUUUACUACCAGUUUUCCCUCCUCCAUCCUAAUAAGUUUCAUAAGUCACUCCUUUUUAGUUGAUGACUUGAUAGCCUUUGAGAGCUCUGUCAUGAUAAUCCCCCUGCAUCUAAACCAAAUGAAGUAUCAUCCAUCUGUUAUUCUGAAGUUAAUGAUAUGGAAUGGAUGGAUUUGUCUGUGUGUACAGUACAUACUGUGUUUUGUUGGUCUCUGUCUGACUCUGUACCUGUGUAACCUAUGUAAUGGGCAGAUACAGUACAAGGAUUCUGUGGGUCAAGGCACAGCCAUACGAGAUCCUCCUGAGGUGAAGCGGGUCCGAGAUAACCAGAAGAAUAUCAGCUUGAUACAGUACAAGGAUUCUAUGGGUCAAGGCACAGCCAUACCAGAUCUUCCUGAGGUGAAGCGGGUCCGAGAUACCCAGAAGAAUAUCAGCUUGAUUCAAUACAAAGAAGGUGUGGGACAAGGCACAUCAGUAUCAGAGACCCCAGAGAUGGAGAGAGUCAAACGCAAUCAGCAAAAUAUUAGCACGAUAAAAUACAGGGAAUCUAUUGGUCGGGCCACAGCUAUCCCGGACCUCCCUGAAGUGAAGCGUGUCAGAGAAACCCAGAGGCACAUCAGCUCGGUGAUGUAUAAAGACACUUCAGCCAAGGGAACUCCUGUGGUGUUUACUCCCGAGAUGGAGCGAGUCAAAAGGAACCAAGAAAAUAUUAGCUCGGUGCUGUACUCGGACAGUUUCCGUAAGCAGGUCCAGGGCAAGGCCGCCUUCAUUCUGGACACACCUGAGCUGAGGCGCGUCAGGGACUCUCAGCGCAUCAUUUCCGGGGUGAGAUACCACGAGGACUUCGAGAAGACCAAGGGCAGCUUCACUCCCGUCAUCUCCGACCUUGUGACGGAGCGUGUGAAGAGGAACACCCAAGACUUCAGUGACAUCACCUACCGUGGCAUCCAAAGACGUGUGGUGGAGAUGGAGAGGAGACGUGCCCUGGAGCACGACCAUGAGACCAUCACUGAUCUGCGUGUGUGGCGUACAAACCCUGGCUCCGUGUUCGACUACGACCCUGCUGAGGACAACAUCCAGUCCAGGAGUCUUCACAUGAUGUCAGUGCAAGCUCAACGUCGCAGCAAGGAGCACUCCCGUUCCACCAGCGCUUUGAGUGGCGGGGCUGAUGAGAAGUCCGAGUUGUCCCAGGAUGCUGACCACCACCUGUCCCUCUACAGCAACGGCUUCAUGGCCACCACGUCAGGUUACCAACAUGCUAAGACUGUGGAGGUGCAGCAGAGGUCAUCAUCUGUUGCCACUCAGCAGACCACAGUCUCCUCCAUCCCCUCACACCCCUCUACCACUGGAAAAACCGUGCGUGCCAUGUACGACUACUGCGCAGCCGACAGCGAUGAGGUGUCCUUUAAAGAUGGCGAUGUCAUUCUUAACGUGCAGUCCAUUGACGAGGGCUGGAUGUACGGUACUGUGCAACGCACCGGCAAGACCGGCAUGCUGCCAGCCAACUAUGUUGAAGCGAUUUAAAGACGAGGCCCACCCAUUGUCCCUAGGGAGUGGGUGAGACGCAUCCACAGG
Molecule: messenger RNA, 20835 nt
Organism: Monopterus albus (swamp eel)
Lineage: Eukaryota; Metazoa; Chordata; Actinopteri; Synbranchiformes; Synbranchidae
Gene: neb
Product: nebulin
Exons: 146
Biological process (GO): cardiac muscle thin filament assembly
Cellular component (GO): Z disc
Molecular function (GO): actin filament binding
Source: RefSeq, a predicted model, not a curated record